Solanum stenotomum is the source of this 1525-nucleotide messenger RNA. RefSeq lists its product as uncharacterized. Gene Ontology annotation, molecular function: zinc ion binding. The transcript is spliced from 2 exons. Lineage: Eukaryota; Viridiplantae; Streptophyta; Magnoliopsida; Solanales; Solanaceae. The coding region runs from base 163 to 933 and encodes 256 amino acids. The record is from RefSeq and is a predicted model, not a curated record.
AGCACCAACUCCCAACAUUAGUCAAAAAAAGUCCUUUUCUUUGUGACCCCAUUUCUCUCACGCUUCAAAUCAUGGAAUUUUCAUGAAUCCCUUUAAGUAUUUUCCUCUUUUCUUCAAUCUGUGACCUCAAAUACUGUUUUUUGGCUACUGGUUUCUGCAAAAAUGUCAACUUUUGACACUGUAAACACUGACAUAGAGGCAAAUGGCAGUGGCGACAAUGCUAAUCUUGCCCGUCAGCGCCGCCGUCAACGACGCCGGAGGCGACGGCGACGGAUGCCAUCCAUGGCAGGGAGCAGCAAGACCACUACUGAUGGGAGCUUUCGGUUCUCCGAUUCCGACUCAGACCAGUCUUGGCACUCUCCUUUAGGCUCUGUGGCAGGUGGGUCUUACCGUUACGAAGAAUGUGGGUUUUCUAUGAGGUCUGAGGGCAAUUUGGUCCAUCGUGAGCAUAGCAAAAGAGGGUCUUGUCCGUUGCCAGAUGAAGAGAUUGAUUUGGAGAGUGGUGAGUUGGAGUUGAAAGUGCAUAAAGAUGAGAAAACCUGUAGGAUUUGUCAUUUGAGUUUGUUGAAAUGUGGUGGCAUUGGUGAUGAUGACCAACUCCUAGAGGCCUCUGGUGGAAUGGCCAUUGAAUUGGGCUGUUCUUGCAAAGGUGAUUUGGCAGCUGCUCAUAAACAUUGUGCUGAAACUUGGUUCAAAAUCAAGGGAAACACGAUUUGUGAAAUCUGUGGUGCAGUAGCGGUGAACGUUAUAGGAGGGCAGGCAAGUGAACCCAGCAAUGCUACAAUAGCCACUGUGGGAGUAUCAAGUGCACCUGUAGUCCUUUCUGAAACCCGAAGAUUCUGGCAUGGACGCCGAAUCAUGAAUUUCCUGCUUGCAUGCAUGAUUUUUGCCUUUGUCAUUUCAUGGCUUUUUCACUUCAAAAUAUUCCCUUGAAUUUCGUUUAAGAUCGUCCUGGCUGGACUUGUUUUUAGUGACAUCAUUAACGACUCAACCAUGGGCGAUUUAUGAUGUAGAGGUAUAUUUGGGCUGAGGAAUUUUCAAGGCAAGAUAGCAUUUUGAUUCAGGUCAUGUACUUCUUCUCAAGAGUGUUCCUCUGGAAUGCAUAUUUGAGAAAAUGACUUGUAACUGGGAAUGCAAGAGACGAAGACGACCAAUGUCUUAUUAGUUCAUCAAACAUCAUGUGGAAAGAAGUCUACUCCACCAGUAGAAAAUCAUCCUCCAUAUAUCCAUGUUAAUAUCUCCGACAUAUCCAUAUUAAGCAGUGGUGAUGGUGCAGUGUAUUCUGUUGUAUUUCAUUAUUGCACUUUUUGUACAAAUAUUUUCAUGUUGCUUAGUUACCUAAGUGUGUUCCAGUCAACACCCUUGCUUCUGAUAUAUUUAGCCUGUGUCCCCUUGUAAGUUCUCUGCAUCUCAGAAAACUGCCAACCAUUUGAGGAGGGUCGUUUUAUAUUUGAUCAGACUGUAAAAUGACAUUGUGUAUUUUAGACAGGUUUUGAAUAUUCUGAACUUCUGAUCCUUUAUAUGC